CCACUGAAUAAACGGCCCACAUAAUAAAAUCUUCUAGAAAUGCUCUUUUCGGAGAGAAAGCAAAGUAAAACCCCCAAAUAGGCAACAAAAGCAUCACCCACCCAUUCUCUCACCGACCUGAGACAACUGAGGAAGAUUUUGAGACGAAAGUUGAGAUGGCAGCCAGGAAUGCUUUCAGAUAUGUUUCUCGUAGGCUCUCAAGCAGUGGCAAGGUGUUAAGCGAGGAGGAAAAAGCUGCUGAAAAUGUCUACAUCAAGAAAAUGGAGAAGGAGAAGCUGGAGAAGCUUGCACGCAAGGGUCCCAAGCCAGAAGAUCAAGCUGCAACUAGCGCUGGUGGCUCAGGGUCAGUAGCUGAUGCUGCACCAAGUGCCCAGUCCUCUUCCACACCCGGGGUGUCAAAUGACAAGUACCGUAACUAUGGCGUUCUAGCUGGACUUGUUACUGGUAUUGGUGCUUUGGGUUGGUACUUGAUGUCAAAGGACAAGAAGACAGAAGAAGUGCAGGAUUGAAGUAUCUCUUGAUAGGCAACUCCUUAAAAGAAAAAAAUAAAUAAAGAAAACUCAUGUUUGGUUAACAGUACCCUCGUCUCUUUUCCUUUUUUAUGGUUUUCCACCGGCUGGAUGUACAAAAUCUCUAGCGCAGAUGUAAAUUUUACAACUGCUUAACUGGAUGAUGUUCUAUGUGUGUUGCUUAAACAUUAUCACAUGUCGCUUUAGAGAUGAAUUUCAAUGUUUUGAUUUGUCACUUUAAAAUGUAGUACACCCUUUACCUGUUUAUACCAUGGAAAGAAUGCAUUUCAAUA
This is a messenger RNA of Lycium ferocissimum, 802 nucleotides long. RefSeq lists its product as uncharacterized. The record is from RefSeq and is a predicted model, not a curated record. Lineage: Eukaryota; Viridiplantae; Streptophyta; Magnoliopsida; Solanales; Solanaceae. The coding region runs from base 156 to 509 and encodes 117 amino acids. The transcript is spliced from 4 exons.